CUCCGCUUCUGCAACUCUUAUAAAGCUCCACCUCUGAUCAAUCGCCAUUCAUAAGGCUCUCAACACUUCUCAUCUUCUCCUUCAUCGACUUCGUCUCUUUCCUGCAAUGGCGUUUUCUACCUCUCUAACGGCCGCCAGAUGGCUCUCUGUCCAACCGGCGCUCUUACCUAGCGCCGGCUGCCGGCGUCGGGUUUAUCUGAGAGCAAGUAGCCGUGAUGGGGAUCAGACGAUUGCGGUUAGGGAAGAUAAGAGUAGAUGGAGGAUUGAUUUCACAGGAGAGAAGCCGGAGACUCCGUUGUUGGAUACCAUCAACUUCCCCAUCCACAUGAAGAAUCUAUCAGUUCAUGAGUUGGAGCAGCUUGCCGCGGAACUGAGAGCUGAAAUAGUGUACACUGUGUCUAAAACUGGCGGGCACCUGAGCUCUAGUCUUGGAGUGGUGGAGCUUGCUGUGGCUAUUCAUCAUGUGUUCGAUGCUCCUGAUGACAGGAUCAUCUGGGAUGUUGGCCAUCAGGCAUAUCCGCAUAAAAUAUUGACAGGAAGGAGAUCAAGGAUGUUAACCAUAAGAAAGACAUCUGGGCUUGCUGGUUUUCCAAAAAGGGAAGAGAGCAUCUAUGAUGCUUUUGGGGUUGGCCAUAGCUCUACAAGCAUUUCUGCAGGACUUGGAAUGGCGGUCGCGAGGGAUUUGUUGGGCAAGCAGAACCAAGUCAUCUCUGUAAUUGGAGAUGGAGCUAUGACAGCCGGACAAGCUUACGAGGCUAUGAACAAUUCAGGGUUCUUGGAUUCCAAUCUUAUAAUUGUGCUUAAUGAUAACCGGCAAGUAUCUUUGCCGACGGCCACACUCGAUGGGCCUGCAACUCCUGUGGGAGCUCUCAGCAGAGCCCUCUCCAAGCUUCAGGCUAGCACCAAGUUGCGAAAACUCAGGGAAGCGGCAAAGAGCAUCACAAAGCAGAUUGGAGGACAUGCACAUGAAGUUGCAGCGAAAGUGGAUGAGUAUGCAAGAGGGAUGAUUAGCGCGUCAGGAUCUUCACUGUUUGAGGAGCUUGGAUUGUAUUACAUAGGACCCGUCAAUGGCCAUAACAUCGAUGAUUUGGUGACAAUAUUCGAGAAGGUGAAGUCUAUGCCUGCUCCUGGUCCAGUUCUCGUCCAUGUUGUUACAGAGAAAGGAAAAGGAUACCCCCCUGCCGAGGCUGCCGCUGAUAAGAUGCACGGUGUUGUUAAGUUUGAUGCAAAGACAGGGAAACAAGCCAAGCCAAAGCAGGCCACUCUUUCAUACACUCAAUACUUUGCAGAUUCACUUAUAAGAGAAGCUGAAGAGGAUAGUAAGAUUGUGGCCAUCCAUGCUGCUAUGGGAGGAGGAACAGGACUUAAUUAUUUUCAGAAGAAGUUUCCUGAAAGAUGCUUUGAUGUUGGAAUUGCAGAACAGCAUGCUGUGACUUUUGCUGCAGGUCUAGCCACUGAAGGUCUCAAGCCUUUCUGUGCUAUAUAUUCAUCUUUCCUUCAACGAGGCUACGACCAGGUGGUGCAUGAUGUAGAUUUACAGAAGCUACCCGUGCGCUUCGCGAUGGACCGAGCGGGACUUGUCGGUGCUGACGGACCAACACAUUGCGGAGCAUUCGACAUCGCAUACAUGGCAUGCUUGCCAAACAUGAUUGUGAUGGCCCCAGCUGAUGAAGCUGAGCUGAUGCAUAUGGUUGCAACAGCAGCGGCCAUAGAUGACAGACCAAGCUGUUUCAGAUUUCCAAGAGGGAAUGGAGUUGGAGUUCCCCUUCCUACUAGAAACAAAGGCACUCCUCUUGAGAUUGGAAAGGGGAGAAUUCUUGUCGAAGGAACUCGAAUUGCGAUUCUUGGAUAUGGAUCCAUUGUUCAGAACUGUUUGAAGGCUGCAAAGAGCUUAAAAGAUCAUAAUGUUUCAAUUACUGUGGCUGAUGCUCGAUUUUGUAAGCCUCUUGAUGUGGAUCUCAUAAGAAGACUGGCAAAUGAGCAUGAGUUUCUGAUCACAGCUGAAGAAGGUUCUAUUGGAGGUUUUGGAUCUCAUGUUACUCAUUUCUUAAGCUUGGAUGGCCUCCUUGAUGGGCAUCUCAAGUUGAGAUCAUUGGUUCUUCCUGAUAGAUACAUAGACCAUGGAGCCCCACAGGAUCAGAUUGAUGAAGCAGGGCUCUCUUCGAACCAUAUCGCAGCGACGGUUCUGUCCCUCUUAGGGAGGCCAAAGGAAGCUUUGCAAUUAAAGUGAAGUGUGGGAAAUUUAAAAAUGAGGAAAGAAUGAAGAACCAAACGGUCUGAUUCUGUACUCUUAUUGGUCCCAAAAGAGACAUCAAACUCUCCCAAGGCUUUUGGUUCUUCUAUCUUCCAUUGGUGAAGAUAUUGGGAGACGCAAUAUAGGGUGUUUUCUUUGUUGUUUUAUUUCUGUAUCUGUUCUUAUGUUAGUUGGGAUCAGUACAAGCCUUCUUAUUUGUAUAUUCUUCAUUUGUCUUCUUGCAUUGUUCUUAAGACUUUGUAGAUAGUUAGUAUAUGGGAAAGUUCCUUCAACUUGGAAUCAUUCUUACUUCCAAUGCUAUCAUGUUUUCUGUUUUGUUUUUUUAA
This is a messenger RNA of Dendrobium catenatum, 2580 nucleotides long. RefSeq names its product probable 1-deoxy-D-xylulose-5-phosphate synthase 2, chloroplastic. Gene Ontology annotation, biological process: terpenoid biosynthetic process. Gene Ontology annotation, molecular function: 1-deoxy-D-xylulose-5-phosphate synthase activity. The transcript has 10 exons. The record is from RefSeq and is a predicted model, not a curated record. NCBI's taxonomy places the organism in Eukaryota, Viridiplantae, Streptophyta, Magnoliopsida, Asparagales, Orchidaceae. The coding region runs from base 107 to 2230 and encodes 707 amino acids.